AUGGACAAUUCAAACAAACGACCUCGCACCACAAUCUCAGCCAAAUCCCUGGAAACCCUAAAACAAGCCUAUCAAGCCAGCUCGAAACCAGCCCGACACAUCCGCGAACAGCUAGCCGCCGAAACCGGCCUAGACAUGCGCGUAGUCCAAGUCUGGUUCCAAAACCGACGAGCCAAAGAAAAACGACUAAAAAAGGACGCGAACCGCCGCUGGCCCGGCACAGCCAACUGCUCCAGCCAACAACUCUUCAGCCGAACCAUCGACAGUGACAGCGGGUCUAACGACGAGUCGCUAAUCAGCCGCAGCCCCCUCUACGGAUCAGCCGGCUUCAUGGAGAACUCCUCGGACCUAGACAUCCACCCCAACGACCUACAAUACGACUGUCAACCCACCCCCACCGCCUGGACACCCCUCUCGCGGUUCCCCAGCGAAGACCACCCCUACAUGAAUAUUGACCCCCAACUCAUCAUGCCCCACGUACCCGUACCCCACGACCACAACAUGUACGGCGACAUUAGCCCCAUCACCAUGCCCCACAUGCUUAACAUGCAACAACAAUGCACCCCUCACCACACCCAACUCCCACCCAUGCCCCACCACAUGAUGCCUCAGCCCAUAGGAAUGCCCCUACUCACAUUAAUGUAUAUUAUUAUAUUUUCUACUGUAAUAAAUGCUAGCAUAAUUUAA
Molecule: messenger RNA, 687 nt
Organism: Bursaphelenchus okinawaensis
Lineage: Eukaryota; Metazoa; Nematoda; Chromadorea; Rhabditida; Aphelenchoididae
Source: the annotation of a GenBank genome assembly